AUGCAGGUCCUUAUGCUGCCGUCAAGCCCCCCAGGGGCCCCCUGGGGGGCCCCCGUCGCUGCAGCAGCAGCAAGUGGGGGCCCCCCUUUGUACGUGCAGUACCCUCCUGGGUGGGCCCCUCAUGGGGCCCCUCAGUGCCCUGCAGCAGCAGCAGCAGCAGCAGCAAGGGGCCCACCCACGGGGCCCCCACAGGCGCAGCAGCUAACCGCAGCAGACCGCCAGCUGCUGCACUUCAAAGCCUCUAAAGGCGGCGCAGCUUGGGAGGUUCCCGCCUCCUCUCCCUCAGCAGCAGCAGCAGCAGCAGCAGCAGCAGCAGCAGCAGACGAAGAAGAAGAGAAGUACCACAGCAGCAGCAGCAGCAGCAGCAGCAGCAGCAGCAGCAGCAGCAGCAACAGCGGGCGGCCCCGCAGGCAAACAGAAUCCAAAAGCGAUUUGCUGCUGCAGGGGACCCUGAGGUCCUGGGCCAGAGACCCCAGGGGGCCCCCCAGGGGCCCCAAAACGAGAAUGAGGGGGCCCCCCCGGGGGCCCCCAAGGGGGCCCCCAAGGGUACCCUCCGGGGGCCCCUCUACCUCCCUGCAGCCGCGAUGCAGCAGCCAAGAUGUGGCAGCAGGCACUGAACCCCACCACUUCAGGGGCCCCGCGGGGGCCCCCGGGGGCCCUCUGGGGGCCCCGCGGGCCCCCCUGGUCCCCCUGGGGGCCCCGGGGGCCCCCCUGGUCUCCUUAAGGGCCCCGGGGGCCCCCCUGGUCCCCCUUGGUGUACGUACAACCCACCCAGGAUGCUUCAGCAGCCCCCAGUGGGGCCCACCAGGGGCCCCCCUACUUCCCUUGUUGAGGGGCCUCCCCGGGGGCCCCCAGGUAGGCACCCCGGGGGGGCCCCCUUGCUUGCUGCGCUUCAAAGGCAAGGCCACAAUGGGCGGUGACAGCAGCAGCAGCUGCAGCAGCAACAGCUGCAGCAGCAGCAGCUGCAGCAGCAGCGGCACUUCCUCAGGAGCUCCCUCUUCGCAAGUGUCUCCAGCAACAACGGAGCGCAAGGCCUUCGGCCAAGGGACUGACAGCUCAAUGCAGCAGCAGCAGCAGCAGCAGCAGCAGGGGCAACACCGGCAGCAGCAACAGCAGCAGCAACAGCAGCAGCAGCAGCAGCAGCAGCAGCAGCGGCAUACCGAGCAGCCCCGCCAACAGUGA
Eimeria tenella is the source of this 1182-nucleotide messenger RNA. RefSeq lists its product as uncharacterized. The record is from RefSeq and is a predicted model, not a curated record. Lineage: Eukaryota; Apicomplexa; Conoidasida; Eucoccidiorida; Eimeriidae. The transcript is spliced from 3 exons. The coding region runs from base 1 to 1182 and encodes 393 amino acids.